Molecule: messenger RNA, 2076 nt
Organism: Toxotes jaculatrix (banded archerfish)
Lineage: Eukaryota; Metazoa; Chordata; Actinopteri; Toxotidae
Gene: ift74
Product: intraflagellar transport 74
Exons: 20
Coding region: 114-1922 (602 amino acids)
Biological process (GO): cilium assembly; intraciliary transport involved in cilium assembly
Cellular component (GO): intraciliary transport particle B; cilium; centrosome
Molecular function (GO): beta-tubulin binding
Source: RefSeq, a predicted model, not a curated record
GUUCGAAGAAGAAGACGGUUACUGGGUUACUGUCAACAUCAUUCGAAGUUGCUGGCUUUCUUUCUUUUAGCUUUCUUUUACCGUUCGUUGAUAUUUUUCUCAAAUAAGGCAUCAUGGCGAGCCAGAGGCCUCCCUCAAGCAUGGGCCGCCCAAUGAGCCGCAGUGGAUCUGUGAUCCCUGGGGCUGGAAGACCCCCAACAGCGGUCCGACCUCCUCCCACAGCUAUACGUGUCGCAACUGGGAUGAUUCCAGGUACAAGUGGUCAUCCUGGUAUGAGGGGUGGGAUCGCCGCCCCUGGAGUCCUGUCAGCCCCAAUCAAAGUGACCGACAGACCUGUCACCCAGCAGGGGCUCAGUGGGAUGAAGACCGGCAUGAAAGGACCUCAGAGACAAAUUCUGGAUAAGUCCUACUACUUGGGACUUCUCAGGAGUAAGAUCAACGAAUUGACCACAGAGACCAGCAAACUGCACAAAGAGAUUGACAACUACAACCAGGAGAACUCUGUCUACCUGUCCUAUGAGAAGAGAGCUGAAGGUCUGGCUGCAGAGAUUAAGGAUUUACAAGGCCAGCUCGCUGACUACAACAUGCUGGUGGACAAGCUCAACACCAACACAGAGAUGGAGGAAAUGAUAAAUGACUACAACUUUCUGAAAGCCCAGAAUGACAGUGAGGCUGAAAGCAUCUACAGCAUCUUCACUGAGAGGAGGGAAAGAGAGGAGGCUGUCAGGGCAAUCGAAGAGGAGAUAAGGAGGGAAAGGCGGGUUGCUGACGAGGUUGUCCAAUCAAUGCCGACCGGAAAGCAAGAGAAGUAUUUCACCAUGGCAACAACCAAUGAGGAACUACAACAGGAGCUGACUGUCCUCCAGGAGGAGCUGGACAUUCUGACAACCAGGAAACGGGAUUGUGAUGCAGAGCUGGCCCACUCUCAAAUAAAACAGGAAGUGGUGCGGCUUCUUGAGACUCUGUCAGCGCGUGAGGCAAAGCGUGACGCCAUGGAGGCCGAGCACAAGAGCCUGGGAUCACCCCAGGAGGAGAGAGAGAAGUUAUUCAAACAGGUGAAGGAGGACAACCAGGAAAUCGCCAGCAUGGAGAGACAGCUGACAGAGAUCAGAGACCGGACCAGGCAAAUCACAGAGGAGAUGCGGCAGCUGGAGCAGGACUCAGAGGAAGCUCAGGGGGAGUGUCAACAGAAAUACAGGGAGCUGAAGAGGAAAGAGGAGGAAAUUGACCGGUUCCUGGAGUCAUUUGAGGAGUCCAGGGCUCAGGAGCAGGAGAAGAUGACACAGAGCCAGGAGAACAUCGUCUCCCUCCUGGAACACUGCAGCAGGAACAUGUUGCGGCUACAUCAGGUGGAUACAGUGACAGCCAGCGAACUGAGGAACAUGCAGGAAGUGCUGGUCAGCAAAGAGACUGCGGUGGUCCGAUCAGAGAGCACCGCCAAGGGACUGACGACAGAGUCCCAUCAUCUGCAGCAGAACCUGGAGAAGAUGCAGCAGCUGGAGGGGAAGAUCACAGGAGAGCUGAGCAGCCUGAAGGAGCGCAUCGGCACCAUGGAGUCUGAGCUGCAUACCUACCGAGACCUGGACACCCUGAGACACACGGCCGAGGAGAAGAAGAAGAGACUGCAGGAGGACCGCGUAUCGCUGACUCAGCGUCGGGAUUCUUUCAAGCAGCUGUUGGAGGAGAUGAACCAGAAAUGCGAAGCACUGAAGACCAAACUGAAAGAGAACGAGACUCAUACUCAGCUGGUUAACCUGGAGAGGAAGUGGCAGCACUUGGAGCAGAACAACUUUGUGAUGAAAGAGUUCAUCGCUUCGAAAUCCCAGGAGAGCGACUACGCCUCAGUUGCCGAGAACGUCUCUCAUCAAGUGGCUGAGUACAACAAGUGUCUCAUAGACUCACUACAGAACAACAGGAGUUGAACACACUUGAAAAGCUUUUGUUAUAGUUAUCACCACCCAUUUCAGUGAGAUUGUUCAGCUAAGUGUAAUAUUUAUGGUUUAUCAAAGCAUUGAUGUGCCUAUAUAUCAGUUUGUUUCACACAUUUAUCAGAGAUAUUUUGGCACCGGUUAUUUA